GCGCGCACACCGGAAGUGGGCGGGGCUGCUGUCUGAAACAGAUCAGGCAGACAUGGCGUGUUUGCUCGCGAGCAGCAAUUUACUUUCAGCUAUGUUUUCUUCCAAACACCAAACUAAACACCGCUCGAGGAUAUGCACUUUAUUCCUCAUCAUUUGUUUAACGUCAACGCCAGUGUCGGCAAAGCGGGACAGCCUGAGAGAAGUGACGGACGGGAACUGGGAGGACAUCCUGGCAGGGGAAUGGAUGAUUGAAUUCUACGCGCCCUGGUGUCCAGCAUGUCAGCAGCUGCAGCCGGUGUGGAAAGAGUUUGCGGACUGGGGCGAGGACAUGGGGGUCAACAUAGCCAAGGUGGACGUGACGGAACAACCUGGUCUGAGUGGGCGUUUCAUCAUCACUUCCCUUCCUACUAUUUAUCACUGUAAGGACGGCGUCUUCAGGAAGUACCAGGGAGCUCGCACUAAGGACGAUUUCCUCAGCUAUGUCGAUGAGCAGAAAUGGCAAGCAGUGGAGCCAGUUUCCUCCUGGCUCGGUCCAUCUUCAUUUCUAAUGAACUCAAUGUCUGCUUUGUUCAAGCUCUCCAUGUUCAUACGGCGUUGUCACAACUACAUGACAGAGCAGCUGGGGAUUCCUGUUUGGGGGUCGUAUGUUAUAUUCGGUCUGGCCACUCUGUUCUCUGGUCUUGCUCUGGGGCUGUUACUGGUGUUCAUUGCCGACUUUGUCUUCCCAUCACGACGAUUUUCCUCUCAAGAUUACUACCAAAAAAAACAGUCGAUGGAGCAGGCGAGGUUAAUCCAGCGACAAGAGGACGAACAUGAAGCCGAUGGCGAGGAAGACGACGAUGAAGAGGAGGAAGAGGACGAUGACAGCGAUGUGUGGAGGAAGAGGAGAGGGUCACCUGAGGGUCGCCCUGAACCCAAAGGACAGGGAUUCUCUGAUGAAGCUCUGAGGAAGAGGGUGGUAGGAAACCGCGAGGAAGAGGACGAGGAGGAGGACAGUUAGAGAGUCACAUGUCCUCGACUCCUUUUGAGAAAAUGCAACGGUGGAGUUGGCAAAGUCGGAGGAGUUUUGGUCCCAAGCAGCAGUGUUUACAGCAAGGAGCCCCUUAAACCUUGCCCCCGUUAUUCCCUCUUCUUCUUCUCCUCCUUUUCCUCCUGUGGGCCCCCGAAAACACCUCGCCUCUUUUCUCCUCCUUCUCUUGUUUUUUAACUGGAGCGCUUUAGACUCUUACACCGCUCUCUUUCCGCCUGAGCAAGAGGCUCCACCUGGAAAAAAGCAAAAACACUCCUGACACCUGUUUUCACUUUGUGGAAACAAAAGGCCUCGUCGAGGUUUCGGUAUGAGGAGCGGCAGAGAUGGAUUUUGCAAUGUUGUUUAUGCUAUGCAUUGUUUUUUAAAGAUGUGUGUGUCUAUUAUGUGUUUAUUAUUCAGAUUAAUGAUACCAGGCUUGGGUUAUUUUGUAUAUUUUACUCCUCAGCUCAUGUAUACAUACGGUUAUAUUACCUUGCAUAUAUUUUACAACUCUGACGGUUCAGUUUGUACACACACCAUUCGACAGUCAGUGUUUUAUGGAGAAACCAGUGGAGAGGAAUGGCUCCAAAGUGUUAGUUAUAAUCCUUAAGAUACCUGUGGUUGGCGUGGUGACAGAGAGUGUAGUUUAAAACAACAGCAAACAGUCGCUGAGCAGCUGCUUUGUUAGAAUACAUCAGAAGAGCAGCUGGUGUAUGUGUUUACACUGUAGCCAGGCAGACUUCUUUUGCUUUAAUAAAGACAUUACCAAUAAAUUCUGCAGGGCUGAUUUCAUGUUGAGUUAGCGACUCAUUUGGCCAGCUUUCUGAGAAUGCGUAGGUGUGCAGUCUGUAACCUGUAGCUCUCGCUGGCUCCACUGUCGUGCUACCUGACUGAGAUAAAAUAAAUCCAGGUAAUGACCACAGCGCUCACUUUGACAUCGCUUCACGAUAAAAGCCUUGACUUACCAGUUCAACUACUUGAAUGUGAAGCAGCAGCUUCUCUGUGAAUUAGCUGCAUCAUACAGCUCUGCAGUGUCAGUGAGUGAGCAGUGAACAGAUCUGAUCUUAGAUCAACACAAUGAAUAUUGAUUGAAUCCAUGCCUUUUUCCAUGGGUGAGGCUUUGACUGUUAAAAAGAAGAGGAUGUAGCAUUUCAGUUUUUCAUUUGAAGCAUCUGUCAGUGACUGAUCCUGCAUUUCUUCCGAUGGCCAGCAGGGGGCGACUCUACUAGUUGCGAAUACAGAAGACCGAUUAGAUAGAAGUCUUACGCAUUUGUGCUUACACAUUGCACCCUUAAACGGCAUCAUAAUGGUGCCCCAGUGUGUAAUCUCACAUUGCAUUAAAGCAUCAUGUAAACACAACAGGAUGAUACCUCUGCAGAAGGAUCAGAGGUGAAACGACGCUGCCCCGCCAUUAAGCCUCCGUGCAUCACACACUUCAAACGAGACGUAACAUGCGUAAAUAUCUCGCCUUGAAGACAGUGUGUUAAGAGCCAUAUGACAAAAGGACCCUAGUUGUCACUUGAUUUAUCACCUCUUGUCUCAAUAGCUAGUUUCAUGUCUUCUCUGGUACAGCGUAAUGUCUAUUGUGUUAAUGAAGGCAGAAUAAAUAGAGCAUAUUAGACUUCAGGACAAGGCUCCCAAACUCUGGGUUUCAGAUCAUUGACCUUCACACCAUUGUGUGAAGUCACAGUUGCUACAUCCACUUCUUAUCUAAAGUUUUAGGUGUGUUGGCACUUUUUUUAAUCCAGUGCGUGAAUGAUUGAAUUUAUCAAUUCAGAAAAAGGAGCAGACCGUAGAUAGUUUUAAACACUAGGUUUGUUUCAUGACAAUCUUAAGGACUAUAACUUCAACACAGGUUAAAAAAAUUUAGUAUGAUUCUAAACUUGAGUGUGUGUUGAGUGUGCGUCCUCUCUGCACAGGUACGUUUGGGGCAGGAUCCCUUCUUAAAGCAUCUGCGCUUUGCUCAGUAAUCGCACCAAAAUCACACCAAUGCUUUGUCUGAGCUGCACUCUGAAGUUUGCAGGGAAGUCGAACACGCUAGCAGACGCUUCCUCACUCCAAAUAAAAGCCUGGUGAAUGUUUUUCUGUAGAUAGAAAAAGUUUGUCCCCUUUUUGUUUCUAAAAACCAAUCAAUGGCAAGUUUUCUUUCUUGUUCUGUUUCUAAUGAUUUCGUGUGAUUCUCUGAUUAUUGACUGAUGAAUACUUAAAGGUCUGAAUGUGUUGUCUCAUGAGGUGUGGCAUAUCCGUCCUAAAGCUGCCCUCCACUUUGUGGAACAGUGAGAGGACUAAGAUUAACAAAGGGAGUUUUUAUUUAUCCUACUGUAACUUUGUUUUACCCUCUUAACUUUGUUUAAUCAAAAAUGUCAAAUUAAACUAGAAUUUCUAAGAUUUGUUUCUUAAAGAGUGCAGUUUUGUGACGUGGUUUAUAUUUGGAAUCAUGAACACAUUAGCACUUUUCUGCAUAUAUCUCAAAGAUGACUUCCACUCCAAACACAGCCUGUAUGUGUCAGUCCUGUAAAGAAGAAUAAGCUGUAUGUGUGGAGAGACUCAUGUUUUAAUACACGCUGCACCUGUUGAUAUUGUGGAGGCUCAUACUGACCGGCAUAGACUGAUUCUUUUGGCUCAUUACUGAUUUCAGCUCUGGUGGAAACAGGUUGUAUUUUUGUAUUCCUAAAGGCUUGUAGCGUUCACUCUUCACUCUGAGCUUACUGUUUGAACAUUUCAUUGAAUAAAGGUGAAAGUCUGGAAA
Notolabrus celidotus (New Zealand spotty) is the source of this 3758-nucleotide messenger RNA. It is a transcript of the gene tmx1, whose product is annotated as thioredoxin-related transmembrane protein 1. The coding region runs from base 53 to 1000 and encodes 315 amino acids. The record is from RefSeq and is a predicted model, not a curated record. Lineage: Eukaryota; Metazoa; Chordata; Actinopteri; Labriformes; Labridae. The transcript is spliced from 8 exons.